CCUCGGUAUUGUCUCAGGCCACACAGGUCUAAGCGAUCAAUCGUUUCCCGGAGCGGUGCACAGCAGGAUGCUACCCAAUCGUUUCGUCGCAAUCAAAUAGUCUCUAGGACGACACGACUUUCGGACUUCGCUGGGGGUGAAACCAAUAUCUCGAGAUCGGUCCAUGCAGUAGAAUACCGCUGACGCUCUAUGCUCAUGAUUGAGCAGUACCCCUGAAAAGAAGAGCUCGGAUUCGUAGAGUGACCACGGGAUCCUCGAAUUAUCAAGACGCCCGGACUUGAGGGGUAUCGCUUCUCCAAAUCAUGGGGGCAGUUCGAAUACAGCGGCUCUUGGUCGCCAACAGGGGCGAGAUUGCAAUUCGAGUCAUCUCGUCAGCCCGAGAGCUGGGGAUACACACUGUUGCGGUGUACACUUCGGAUGACUUGAAUCAUGCGAUCCAUGCCGACGAGGCUCUGCUUCUCAAGUCGCCCGGCGACUUCAUGAACAAAGACCUUCUGAAGCAGUUGUGCCUCGACAACAAGAUCGACUCCGUCCAUCCCGCAUACGGCUUUUUGUCGGAAAAUGCAGAGUUCGCAGAGUCCCUCGAGGCAGCGGGCAUCCGGUUCAUCGGGCCCACGCCGGACACGCUGAGUCGGACCGGAGACAAAACUGAUGCUCGAGGGCUGGCAGAGUCUUGUGCUGUGCCAGUGUUACCCGCUCUCAAAGAGCCCAUCUCCCAACUAGACCAGGCGUCGGAGUUCAUCUCGAAGAUUGGUUUCCCGUUAAUGAUCAAAGCUGUGGACGGCGGCGGAGGCAGAGGCAUCCGUCUUGUUACUCGCCCAGAAGAGCUCCAGCAAUCCUUUGAUCGAGCCCGCGGAGAGUCACCGGGAGGGAAAGUGUUCAUCGAAAAGGCCGCCGUGGAUGGGUACCGGCAUGUGGAGGUGCAAAUUAUCGGCGACGGGCGUGGCCAAGUAUCCCAUCUGUGGGAGCGUGAGUGCAGUAUCCAGCGGAGAUUCCAGAAAAUGGUGGAGCUGGCGCCAUCGACAAUCCAAGACCGGGCGGUGGUCGCACAGGUGAUUCAGAGCGCGAUAAACCUAGCCCAGUCGAUACAAUACCGCUCGCUCGGGACAUUCGAAUACCUCGUCCACGAGUCGAGACCCGAGUUUUAUUUCCUCGAGGUCAACCCUCGCCUUCAGGUCGAACACACAGUAACCGAGGAGAUUGCCAAUGUGGACCUCGUACGGUCUCAACUGCUCAUCGCCCAAGGAGCGAGCAUCGACAGUCUCGGCCUUUCCUCCAACCUUCCAGGAGCAUCAUUCGGCAAUCCGCCAGCAAAGGCCGCCAUUCAAUUGCGGGUCACGGCUGAGGAUCCUGCACAGGGGUUCGCCCUCAGCAUGGGUCGGAUCGCCCAGUUCCACAGCCCUGGUGGCCGCGGUGUCAGGGUCGAUACCCAUCUCAGCGGCAGCCGGCCCACCGUGGUUGGAUCAUCGUUCGAUUCUCUCCUUGCCAAGAUCAUAGUAAGUGCACCGACUCGCGAGGAGGCCAGAGUGAAAGGUUUGCGAGCACUGGACGAGUUGGUCGUGAAUGGAGUGAAGACAAAUUUGUCCGUGUUGCUCGGUACCCUGGCGUCAGCGGAUUUUCAGGCCUCCAGAUGCUCGACGCGUUGGCUCGAGGACAACCUUCAAGAUAUCCGCAAGCUCGGGGAAAGCCUGGUAUCUUCGACUCGGGCUGCAAGGGAAGCUUCGUUUGGUGGAGCCUCCGGUAGCGAUGCUGGCUCCUCUGCAGGGGCCGGCGUUGCGGGUCCAUCCAGCUUGCUCUUCAAGAAAGGCGACUCGUUCCGUGUGAAAUUGAGCGAGCUAUUGGAGAAUGGCGGCAAAGGGCCCGAGAGAGAACAUCUCAUCGUGCUCGACCGCAUUGUGAACAACGACUUCCCCAACCUGAUUGCAGGCGACGUGUCGCUGGUGACUGAUUCCUCGGCCACAAAGAAGAAAUUCACCGCCAGCCUUGCUGCAGCGGCCGCCGGAGCUGGCCUGGCAUCUUCCCACCACCGGAAGGGUGACCCGUCCAACCCCAACCACGUCGUCUUGCCAUUCCCCGGCACCGUGGUGGAAGUGGCGGUGGAGGAGGGCGACCACGUGAAAGAAGGGGAGGUGCUGAUGGUUGUGCAGCAAAUGAAGAUGGAAUUGGAAGUUCGCGCCCCAUUUGCCGGCGUUGUGACCUGGGCCUGCGAUGUGGAAGAGGGAGAAACUGUUGGAGAGGGCAUGUUGAUCUGCGAGAUCCAGCCGGCGAAGGAGGCCGGAGGCAAUGCGCCAGGCUUGAGUGCGAAGUUGUAAUGUAGUUUCAGACACAGUACCUACCUAGGUACCAAAGAAGAUCAACUUCCGAAGACAAUUUCGAGCAGUCGCAGAGGGGACGCCAAAAAGAUACGAACUUGACUCUGCCGCUCUCAGACCAAGAAUGAAAAGAAUCAGUAGAAAUGUACAGCCGCGUCUUCCCUCGCUCUGGGUUAAAUUCUGCCUCAGCUGUUGCAGCGGAGAUGCAUACCUGGGGACGACUUCAGACAUCUCGAGUAACUUGAACAACUUAAAC
Molecule: messenger RNA, 2568 nt
Organism: Exophiala dermatitidis NIH/UT8656
Lineage: Eukaryota; Fungi; Ascomycota; Eurotiomycetes; Chaetothyriales; Herpotrichiellaceae
Product: pyruvate carboxylase
Exons: 4
Coding region: 303-2312 (669 amino acids)
Molecular function (GO): metal ion binding; ATP binding
Source: RefSeq, a predicted model, not a curated record